CUCGCCCUUGGUUACGCCGCAUGCUCCCGCCGCUGCUCAGCGUAUGGAGAGAUUUACAGAUACAGCGUCAGCGACGCGUAGCACGAUAGCACGAGACAAUGGUCAACCCGCUUCCUCCGCCUGCGAGCAAUGGUAGCGCUGUCGGUCUCAAGGAGGUAGGGAACAAAGCCUUCGCGGCUGGCAAUUUGCAGCAAGCAUACGAGCUAUACUCUGCUGCUUUGGAGCGAUGCCGUGGUGAGUCUUCACCGGAAGGGACCAACCUGAGAUCAACCGUCCUGACCAAUCGGGCGAUGGUCCUGUUCAAGCAAGGGAAGGCUGAAGCCUGCGUGUCGGACUGCACCAGGGCGUUGGAAGAUGAUCCCGGUCGAGUGAAGGCGUACUUCAGGAGGGCUCUUGCCCGGGAACAGCUGGGAGAGGACGGCGACGCGAUGAGAGACGCCAAGAGAGCGCUAGAGCUGGAGCCAGGCAAUAAGGAAGCCGUGCGGGCGGCGAGGAGGAUUAAGGACAAGGUCGCACAAGCCUCAAGGCUGAACACGCCCAUCCGACAGGCUCUUAAGGCCUUGCGCGAGGCGGCGGACAAGGUAAAGCAGCCGGAGGGCAAGUCGCAACCGCUACAGUCUCUGGCGUCGGCGACAGCAGCGCCGGCAUCAGGGGUUUCCACCGCGGAGGAGGCGGCAGCUUCGAAGGAGGAUGAGGACCAAAGCCAAGUGAUGCUGGCGCUGGGAGCUCUGCUGUCGAGCGAACCGGCCGCUGCUGUCCAGCUGCUGAAGGACGGCGGCAUGGUGCCGCUGAGGGCGUGCAUGAAGGCCGGUGGGGGAGGGUUUCCCAAGACCGCCAAGGAGGCACUCAGGGCGCUCGGGGCCGCGGCCCAGCACAAGGCCUUCGGGCUGGUGCUGUUGAAGACGCAAGGAACGGAGGUGCUGUCGGACCUUGGAGACAUCUUGGCGACAGAAGCGGAACGGAGUGCGAGCACGGCGGGCGCAGCAGUGGGGGGUAGGGAGGGGUCCGGGUUGUCGGCGGGGGCGCUCACGGCUGCCGUGCACCUGCUGCAGUGGGACCAGCGAGUGGUGACGGAUGAUCUGGCUGAGCUGAAAGAUGUGGACCGCGGCUCUGUGUAUGAAGCGGGGCAGGAGCUUGCCAGUGCUGCGGUUAGGGUGCUGGCACACGGCCUUACGAUGCCGGAUCGGGAGGUAUUCGACACGGCUUUGGAAGCCGCCGUGAGAUGGUGUGCUGCGGAACCAGACGAUGCGCAAGACCCUAAGGACUUUGCGGGCUUGCCAGCCAAAGAAGCUUACGAGAAGCGCCAGAAGGUGCAUCGACAAAGGGUCCGGGCUAGCCUUUGGCUCCGGGACAAGGCUUUGGCGCUGCUGUCGUCGUCUCCCGUCCUCGUCAGCUUGUACAAGGCGUUGAGCAGCGAGGAGGCCGUGGAGAGGAGGAAGGCAUCGGCGUGCAUCAGUCGCAUCGGGAGGGCCGUGACAGCCGUGCAGGCCAACGAGAAGGAGAGGGAGGCCGACUCCAACGCCAUCAAGGAGGCGGUCAAGCCGUUGCUGCACUUCCAGCCCGAGGCGGGGGGUGGCAGCGUCGCGGACAACUCCAAAGCGGACGGCGACGUGCUUGCCGCGAUAUCCAGCGAGUCCCGCAUGCAGGGAGCUAUUCGGAGGGUCACGACCGCCACCGCCCUGGCCAACGCCGAGGGGCCGCUGGGGGCCUGGGCCAUGAGCCUGCACGGCUUCCUGGCCGAGGCAAUGACCCUAGCGGCCUCGGGCGAUGAAGUCGCGCAGGAGGCGGCGGCGGAGUGUUUCUGCUCCGCGGCGUCGUUCGACGGGGGACGAGCCCUCCUCGGCCCCGUGGUGGAGAGCGGCAUCAUCUUCGCGCUCAUGGAGAGCAAGAGCCAGGCGGCCCGAUCAGCUGCUGCUAGGCAAGCCGCGUACGCCAAGCUCGGGAUGAUCUCGAGCGCCCUGUCGAGCGACUCGGACGACGUCACCAAGCUGCUCAACGUCUCCCUCGACCUCAUCACCGCCUCCAACUCGCCGCCGACCCACAGCAACAGCGACGCGCCGCCCUCCUCCUCCUCCUCCUCCGCUGCGAAACAAAAGCAAAAGAAAGACGCGCCAGGCUCCAAGCUAGGGGGACCAAAGUCCAAGCGGGCUGGCCUCGGGGGCAUAGACGGGUUGAAGGGGGGCGCGGCUAUCGCGGACAGUGAGCGCGCGGUGGAGGUGCUGAGUUUCCUCGUGUCCAAGACUAAGGUGAAGGAGGAGCUCUGCUACGGGUCCGCGAGGUGCCCCAAGGCGCUGUCCCGGCUGUGCAGGGCCGCCGAAAACGUCAGCGGGACGAGCCCGAUCGCCUACGGACUCGCCUUCCUUUUUUCCUCGCUGUGCGUGAGCAAGGAAGAAGAGGUGAAGGAGUCGUUCAAGGGAAAGGACAUGACCUACGAGCAGUACCAGCAGCUCAAGCAGCUCAACGACGCGCACGGCCAGGGCCCGAAGGAGGACGAGACCGACAUGAAGGACACAGCCGACGCCGCCAAGCGAAGGUCCCACGCUCUCGCGGAAGCGGGGUGCGUGGUCUCCCUCAAGAAGAUCGCCGAGGACGCGAGCCCGGCCACGAGGGAGCGCAUCGCCCUCUGCUUCCGCAGGCUGGCCACCGACCCCUCGAACCGAGGGCUGAUUGUGCAGCAGGGAGGGCUGAGCCUGCUGAUCAACAUGGCUUCGGUGCCGAAGGCGGCGGGCAAGGGCGAAGACGCCAAGAAGGAGCAGCAGCAGGAGGAGGAGAAAGGCAAGGGGUGCCGCAUCGAGGCGAGGCAUGCCAUCGCCAAGACGCUGGUCACGACGAAUCCUAACCUUCUCACCGAGGCACAGUGUAUGGGGUCGGUGCCUGCCCUCAUCACCAUGUGCAGGGACCACGAGUCUCUCAACCUGCAGCAGUUUGAAGGCCUGAUGGCGCUGACAAACCUGGCCAGCUUGGACAACGUCAAGAAUCGCAUCGUGGCAGAGAAGGGAAUCUCGUGCUUCCAGUACCUACAGUUCUCCGACCACGAGCUGGUUCGGCGAGCCGCAACGGAGGCGUUGUGUAACCUCCUGCCGCACCCCAAGAUGAUCGACCACCUCAGACUCGUCGACACGCUCAAGCUCUGGGCAGCGUUCGCUCAGCUGGGCGAGGAGGACCCCCCCACCGCUGCAGCAGCGCUCGGGUGCUUGGCCAUGGCUGUGAGGGAUCCUGAGGUGGCAAAGAACUUCAUGGCGGAAGGGGUGGCCGGCUGCGAAGCUCUGGUAUGCGGGCUCCUGUCAGUGGAGCCUGACAUACCGAACGCCAACGACCUCAUCCUCAGGGCCGCCGUCGCGACGUCCUACCUCGCCGAGGAGGCCAGCAUUAGGCCGAUGCUGCUGCUCGGAGGGGUAGCCGAUGCCCUGACCGAGGCCCUGCUAGUGGUUCGAGGUAAGGAAGGCAUGGCGUCCGCGAGGGCUGCGGAGGCGUGUGAGUACGCGCUCAAGGCACUCCAGCAGGAGUUUCAGGCGGUGCAGGAGAUGCAGCAACAUCAACUGCAGCAGAAGGAGAAGGAGAACCAAGCGCCCUCAUCUGCGCAGGGAUCGGACCUCUCCGAGCUGGAUUGAUAAGUUCGGAACGCGGGAUGAUUUUUGGCAAAUGAUGUUGGUUGUUUCUUCUUUGUGUCUUCAGAUGACGCGGAUCUUGUUUCGUGAGGAUGAGUGGACAACGGUGAUGCCCUCGUUUAUGCUUGUUUUUUUUUGUCAACCCCCUCCUCUCUUUCCCCUGUUGCAAGCUCGAUCCAGCGACUUGUGUCCGCCCACAAACCCAUACCUCAUACCAGAACUAGUUGUUGGGUCUGUUGGCGGAAAUGUUUGGACGGGUAUUGCUCAGCAUCGCCCCCGAUGCGUUUUAUGCUUCCAGCGCGGGCGUGCAACGAAUUGGCGUGGAAGAUGUUGAGGUUUUGUGUGAAAGUGAGCCUGGACCCUGAUGGCGAGAAUAGGCCUUCUUGUCGAGAACACAGCAGUAGUUCCUCGGCUUCUCCACUUUGGUAGGAAGGCCGUUGUUGCGAUCGUGCAGUUUAGCGUCCGAAUUAAACAGUCACCUCAGAAGCGGUGUUUCUUUUUUUUUGGUUCGGACAUGGUCGCCCCCUCCAGGGCUCUCGGCAGCGGAUCCAACCGCGCUGGGGUGCACGACCGAGGCCGUGCCAUGAAUUCGGCUCAGGUCUUGAUCUCGCCGGUGGACGGUUGAUUUCUGAGGGUGUUGGCAUCGCAGUGGACCUGCCUAUGGGAGGGAGUCGAAGUCUUGGUCUGCAAAUAUGCGGUUCGCCGCACGCGAAACAGCUACCGGAGUACAGCUGCCAACGACGGCGUUCGCGCGAACGGUCCCCGUUUUGCUGCUUGUCCGUGGCUGUUACCACCCGUCCGUCUAUCCGUUUUAACAAAGCAUAGCCCGACGGACGCGUGCUCUGCAGAAACGGCAACGGAUUUCCAAGGAUUGGUUUCUGGUCUGGAAUUCCAACCUAGGCAGAGAAAAACCUACACACCUCGCGUAGUGUUUUCAUUCACUCUUUUGGUCCACAUUUUGCUUUUUGUAUU
Ectocarpus sp. CCAP 1310/34 is the source of this 4580-nucleotide messenger RNA. Lineage: Eukaryota; Phaeophyceae; Ectocarpales; Ectocarpaceae. The record is from the annotation of a GenBank genome assembly.